Phlebotomus argentipes is the source of this 2392-nucleotide messenger RNA. RefSeq names its product protein artichoke-like. Gene Ontology annotation, cellular component: extracellular matrix. NCBI's taxonomy places the organism in Eukaryota, Metazoa, Arthropoda, Insecta, Diptera, Psychodidae. Gene Ontology annotation, molecular function: protein binding. The transcript has 4 exons. Bases 113 to 2392 code for a protein of 759 amino acids. The record is from RefSeq and is a predicted model, not a curated record.
AUUUUCCGAUAAGAUAAAAAAAAAUACAAUAUUUAUAGAUUUGGUUUUGCUGAACAAAAUUAGUACGUUCGGAGAGUGUCGCGACGCAAAGUCUGUGUUCAUCUUUUUCACCAUGAAUGCAUCAUCACUAACAUUUGUUGGCGUGAGCUUAUUACUUAUUAAUGUAUUAAUCCUCCACGCUGAGCCCAUAAGACAUAAUUCUACAUACAAAAUCGAGGAGUAUGUUUUGGAUUUAUCAAAAAAAAAUUUAACUACUAUUGACAAAGACAUUCUGAAACGCGCUGAAUCAGAAGUGCAUAAAUUAAUCUUGGAUGAAAAUGAAAGCUUCAAUGUGCCCGAUAGUAGUGUUUUGAUUCAGGAUGAAAAUCUGCAAACCUUUCAAUGCAUAAAGUGUAAUAUUUCUCGGAUCUUCGCGGAGACUUUCUCCAAAUUGCCGGGCUUGAGAAAAAUUGUUAUCCGAGAGAAUCCUUUAAACGCUAUCCAUCCAAAUGCCUUCAGAGAGAAUAAAUACCUUCAAGAAUUGGAUCUUAGGGAAAACCAAUUGAAGUCUUUCAAUAGCAUGGGCAUUUUGAUGGACUUGAAAGAUCUUAACAUCAUUCUCUUGAGCCACAAUCAAUUCAAUCUGACCGUAAAGUAUCCUAUAUUGCAACGGCCCUACAUGGGCAAGUUUGAGUGCGAAAGCUGCAAUAUCACAAAGAUUUCCCCUGAAGCUUUCUCGGGGGUCAUGCCUUUAAAAGAACUUCACUUGCGCGAUAACAAAUUAACGCACUUUAAUCUGACAUUGUUAGGACUUCGGACUUUGGAUUUGUCCCAGAAUCCUCAUCUUGAUUUAUCAGGCAAUUCAUUGAAUUUUCCCGACUUGGAGCACUUUAAAUGCAACGACUGUUCAACGAAAAUCAUCGACGAUAAACUCUUCGCCAACUGCACAGAUCUCUUGUCUCUGGAGAUGCGCAACAAUGGACUGCACAAAAUCAGUCAUAAUGCAUUUAGUGGUACAAAAUUUCUGAAGAGACUGAUGAUUGAGAACAACUUCUUGAGGCACAUUCCGGGAAAAGUCAUUAUGAUGGAUAAUCUCCAAGAUUUGUGCCUUGACUACAAUCCAAUUGAGAUGACAGAGGAGAAUCGAAAAGGCAUGAUGUUCUACUUUAUGGGGAAACUCGGUGACAAAUGCACUGUUGAUCAAAAUUCAGCUUAUUCUGAGAAGCUAAUGCAUCAGAUUCCCAUGGAUGGAAGAAUUCUUCUCGUUCGCACAAAAGACUACAAAGAUUCAAUCCUUACACUGCGUGAAAAUAAUAUAACGUUCAUAUUUCCGCAUCACUUCCAGUCACAUCUCGACAAUUUCACCGCUCUUGUGAUGGACGGAAAUCGAGAAUUCAACUUUCGACGCGAGAUACCAUUCACAUUCUACGAAAAACUGGAAAAGUUUCAGUGCAAUGGAUGCGGCAUCGACAAGAUUUACGGGGAAACUUUCAACCAUACGCCACAUUUGAGGGAAUUGGAGUUGAGAAACAAUAAAAUCACGCAUUUCUCACUGGCAGUUUUCCAUCACAACAUUCCACUGCAGAGCCUCAUUCUGGAUGACAAUCCCAUAGAACUGCUCUAUGGGAAAGUCUCAAUGCAUUUUGAGGAUAUUGAAGUGCUUCUGGUUGGAGAACCUGCUGCUAAACGUCUCCAAGUUCUUCCUCCAGACGAGGACGAAAGUCUUCUGCAUCUAGAGAGAUUUUCAUGCAUAAAUUGUGGAAUGACAAAAAUAAUGGAGGAUACUUUUGAAUUCUGCCCCAGAAUUCAUGUGAUUGACUUAAGUGGACACAAUUUGAAAACUCUCAGUGAUGUUCUUAAACCAAAUUCAUAUUUAAUAGAUGUGAAUUUGUUGGGGAGCUUGCAAGAAUUUCCUGUGCAAUUGGUGAAUUCGUCCCUGAAUUUGAAAGCCCUUUGCAUAGAUUAUAAGAUUCUAAACACCACGGAAAUUGCAAUGAAAGAUGAACUUGCAGUUAAUGAAUUCAUCAAUAAGCUGGAAGUCUUACAAUGUUCUAACAACCCAACAAUAUGUGCAGCGAAAGUAAAGGUUGUUCAGACGAUAAAGCAUGAAUUCCAUGCAAGACAAGCAAUGGAAGCAGCAACUGAAACAAGUACAACGAGUACAACAUUUACAACUGAAGCAGUGACUACAGAACCACCAACAGAAAGCACAACAAUGGAGAAUUUAACAGACUAUUCAAAUGAAGACACUGAGUCAAAUUAUCCCUAUGAUUAUCAAAUCCAAAAUGACAAUUUUGUUGAAAUUAAGGGUGAAAAAUUGACAAAUAUCAAUGCAAGUGCUCAGGAAGGAAGCGAUGAAGAUGAUGUUAAGAUCAGUCACAUUGAUCAGGCUUCGAUUUCCAAAUGGACUUAA